AUGGCUUCACCAGAGAAAAAACAAGAUUAUCCCUUUGUAGAUAUAUUUGAUGAAGAUGAAGCUGAAAAAUCCUUUCUGUUGUCUAAACCUACAUGCUUAAUUAUCCUUGGAAAGCCAGGUACUGGGAAGAAAACAUUAGCUAGAAAAAUAGCUCAGUUAUGGAAAUGCACACUCAUUGAAGCUUUGGAAGUAAUAGAAGAAAAUAUUACUGCAGGAACAGAAUAUGGACUUAAGAUGCAGGAAUUGCUUUUUGGAGGUCAAAGUAUUCCUGAAGAAGUGAUUACAAAGAUGAUUCUGAAAAAGAUUGAGUCACCAGAAGUUGCUCACUUUGGUUAUGUUCUCAGUGGAUUUCCUUCUCUCUCAGAGGAAUACAUGACUAUUUCGGAGCAAAUAGAGAAAAUUAGAAAUCUAAAAUUAAAACCAAAUUUCCUGAUUAACCUUAAGUGUCCUGACUAUGAUUUGUGCCAAAGACUCUCUGGGCAAAGACAGCAUCCUGAUGCAGGGCAGAUAUACCAAAGGAACCAGUGGGAUCCUGAAAUUAUUGACAAACGGAAGAAAAAGAAGGAUCAACAUAAAGGAGAAGAGGAGGAAGAGGAAGAGGAGGAAGAGCAGGAAGAAGAAGAUGAGGCAGCAGCAGAUGCAAUCAUGUUGUCAGAUAUUUUGCCUCAUUUGGUGCAGAGGCCUGAAGAUUUUUUGGAAAAUGCAGAAGCCAGGAUUCAUCUCUAUAAGGAUACCAUGCUAUAUCCUCUAGAGGACAUGAUGGCUGAGCAAGAUUCUCAGUAUCUUAUUGAACUGGAUGGAAAUAAGCACCCAAAUGAGCUCUUUGCAGUAAUGAUAGCCCGGCUUCAAUCCAUGGGCCUUCGAAAUGGAGCUCUUAUAACCAGACUUCAAAACCCAGAAGAAGAGCUCUCAGAGGGGAUGGAAACUGAUGAACUUUUCCGGACUCUUUCAUCCUUCAAAAUAAUAGCACCUAGAUACCGAUGGUGUAGAAGCAGGUGGGGUCGAGCAUGUCCUGUAGCUUUAAAAGAGGGUAACAUUGUAAUGGGGCUUCCAGAUUUAGCUGUCAGUUUCCUAGGUAAAAUGUAUUUAUUUUCAUCUCAAGAAGCAUUGAGAGAAUUUAUGUUGAAUCCACGUCCCUAUCUGCUACCACCUAUGCCACUUCCUCCUUGUAAAGUAGUAGUAUUUGGACCUCCAUUGUCUGGAAAAACAACUCUUUGUAACUGGAUUGCAAACAAAUAUAAAGGAAAGGUUCUUGAUAUGGACAAACUUAUUCAACCAUGUAUGGAAGAAGCAAGGAAAAAAAUCAUUGAGCAAGCUCGUAUUGAUGCAAUAGAUGUUGCAAUUACAAAAGUGAAAAAUAAGCUGGAAAUAGAAAAAAUGUUAAAAGAGCAAGCUGCAAUAGAUGCCCAAGAAACUGGUAGUUACAAAGAAACAGAUGAAUAUGAAGAAAGUGAGGCCACUAAGCCUGAGGAAGAAAGAAGCAUGGAAGAGCAGAGUAGAGAUACAAGAUCUGACACCAGCAAAGAAAAGGCUGACAAUUCUUCAGAACAAGAAGCUGAAUCAUCAGUGGAUACUAAAGACACCACUGAGGGUACUUCCACGUCCAGAACCGAUGGAGAAGGAACCACAGAAGAACUAAAUGAAGAUACAUCAAUAAAUACAUCAGAGUCAGAGGUAACUGCUGAUCACCCAGAAGUUCAAGCUUUGGUAGAAGAAGCUGUAAAAAUUGCAGCACAAUCUCCAAUAAUGCUACCGGCUGAAGUAUAUGCUGAAGUAUUAGAGGAAGCCAUUACAGAGCUCACUAAGAAGAACAAAGACAGGUUUCCUGGGGCUCCAGAAAAAGGAGGAUGGGUACUGGAUAACUAUCCUACAACAUCAGAGCAUUGGUUAGUCUUGUCAGAAAAAGGCCUCUUACCUGACACUGUCGUCUGUCUUAAGAAUAUAGAAAAAAAUGGAAUAUUUUUACUACGCAGACUGUACCUAACAAAUAAAGAUGAAAUUAAUUCUAAGAUUUUGGAAAGACUUACAGAUGAAGCAUUAAAAAAGCAAAAAGAGGAGGAAGAAACAAGGAGAGAACUGCAAGAGGUCCUGAAAUUAAAAGAAGAAAAUCAGCAACCUGUAAAGCCUGCUGAAGACAAAUAUGAAAGUAGUGGGCCCCUGAAGGAGAGGCAGAAAUGCCUUGCAGAAUACGAGGAAGUGGAAGAGCACUCUCCACUUGAAACAGAACAAACUGCUCAGAUGCAAUCCGUUGAUUCCAAAGAGGAACCUAAACUGAAAGAAAUGGUAGAAUCAGAGAGUCACCUUGAAACAAAACAAAUAUCUCAGGAACAGUCUGAUUCCAGUGAGGUUCAAAAACCUGAACCUAAACUUGAAUCAGAAUCAGGAGACAAACCUCCACUUGAAACAGAAGUAAUACCUCAGGUACAACCUGACCGCACCAAAGGGGUUGUGGAAGAGGGAGAAACAGUAACAGGAAACUUGGAAAUGGCAGAGAUGCUUAAUGACUUCUUUGUUUCGAUGCAUUUUCUUCUCAAAAUCAUUUUGAUUUGCUCAGAAAUCAUGUUACCUGAGUUUCCAGAGGAUGGUUUCCCAGAUGUACCAGAAAUAGAGCCAUUUAAAGAGAAGAUUAAGCUAUUCAUGCACGACUGGCAAAUACUAGAGCCAGGGAUCAAUGAUUCAUCUUUAAUUCAGACUGCUGUUUUAGAGAUUGCUGGGCAAACUCCAGAAACACUGCUUAAUCAAAUUGUCCUGGUGAUGGAAAAACCUUUUAAAUAUUAUGGUUGGGAAAUAUCUGCAGAAGAUCUAGAUGAAGAAGCAGACGAUUUGCAGGCAGAAGGGGAGGCUGAUGAAGAAUUAGAAGAGGAAGAGCAAGAAGAAAAUGAUGAAGAUGAAGAUAAAAUUAAUGAAAAGAAGAGACACAUGGGAGACACCAAACACUUUUGUCCAGUGAGUCUGAAGGAGAACUUUGUCCUUUUCCCAGGGAUUGCUGAACAUGGAGCUAUAUAUCGAGAAAAAUUUUACUAUUUUUCAAGUCCUGAGUCCAGAGAAAAGUUUUUGGAGAACCCUGAGGAGUAUGUUGCUCACAAGGAACCAUUACAAGCUCCUCCCUUAAGACUGUGCCUGCUGGGCACACAUGGAGCAGGUAAAACUAUCUGUGGCCGAUGGCUAGCUGACAAAUUAGGAAUUUUCCAUAUUCAGUUCGAAGAACGUCUACAGGAAAUGAUCAUGCCCAAAACUGAAAAGAGAGUUGGACUUGAAUUUGACGAGGAACCUGAGGAAGAUCAGAUUGACAUGGAAGCUCUCUUUCAGGAAUUGGGAGACACCUCUCAGACUAAUACAGAAACUGAAAGUGAAAGUGCACAUGAAAAUGAAAGUAACAAAAAUAAAGAGAUGAAGGAAGUGGUGUUAACUGAUGAGGAAGAAAUAAUCAAAGCGAACAUAGUAGAUAAUGAGGCAUUGACACCAGAAGUGCUUGAUAAAAUUGUUCCUGAGUGGUGGACAAAGGAGCCAAUCCGAUCCACAGGAUUUAUACUGGAUGGUUUCCCUCGUACAUUUGAGGAGGCCCAGUACUUAUCAGAGCAAGGACUCUGUCCUGAUGUUGCAGUUUUUAUCCAAGUGGAAGAAAGUGACAUUUCUGAUCGUCUUCUUCCUCCACGUUUGAAAAAAUGGAGGGAUAGACAAAAUAAAAAAAUGGAAAAUAAGAAGAAGCUGAAAGACAUGAAAGAAAAAAUAAAGGUAGAGAAGAUUGCCAAAAGAAGGGCAGAACUGUUAGCAGAGCAAGCCAAAAAGAAAGAGGAGGCUGCAGCAUAUAGGGAAGAGGAGGAGGCUAGUGACGAAGAGGAUGAAGAUGAAGAAGAAGAUAUUGAAAUGAUUCUUGAAGAAGAGUUCCCAAAAGAGGAAGAGGUAGAUGAGGAGGAGGAAGAGCAGGAGGCUGAUGCUGCUGAACGCAUGAAAAACGAAAUUACAGAAAAGUAUGAAACAGAUAGUAAUAAUUUACAAGGAGUACAGGAAGAACUUGAAAGGUUGCUGAUACCACAAAUCACCAUCAAUGGAGGGCGAAAACCUCACAUUGUACGUUACCAAUUGUAUAGCAAGUUGAAGCAUCUAGUAGAAAAUCGAGAAAGCAUUUUUGAGAAAUGUUACCCAAUAAGUUUGCCACUUGCACGCAAGAUGUUGGUUCUCUCUUAUAAACAUCCCAGUUCUUUUGGUCAAUGGGACCCAAUCAAGCUAAGUGAAGGAGAUGUAAUCAAGCCUUUCCAAAACCAACAGACUCCAAGCUUGCCUGUAAUCCACCGACAAUAUAUUUAUUUCUUUUCAAGUAAAGAAAAUAAAGAAAAAUUUAUGAAAAAUCCUAUUAAAUUUAUCCGUCAGCCAAAACCCAAGCCAUCUGUUCCAGUUAAGAUAGCAAUUGUGGGACCUCCAAAAUCUGGGAAAACUACAGUUGCUAAGAAGUUUGCAAGUGUCUAUGGGCUAAUGCGCUUAUCUGUGGGAGAUGCUAUACGACUAGUGUUAAACAAUCAGCCAGAGAGCGAGUUGGCACUUAUGUUAAAGUGGCAUCUUCAUAAAGGACUGACUGCACCUGAUGAACUGGCCAUCCAGGCUCUAGAAGUGGCUCUGAUGGAUCAUGUGUGCAGCACUGCUGGAGUUGUUAUUGAUGGGUAUCCUGUAACAAGAAAACAAGUAAGCAUCUUGGAAACAAUGAGAAUAAUUCCAGUGAAAAUCUUUGAGUUACAAGUGGAUGCAAAGGAGCUUUUUAGAAGAGCACUGAUAGACAAGGAAAGCACUGACAGUCCACCUUAUCCUAUACAUGACAGCUCACAGAUUCUAGCUAUUCAGAACUCCUGCUAUAAAAAGCAAAUUGAUGCUAUUAGGACUUACUAUGAGAAGGAACAUCAGAACUGGUGUGUGGUUGAUGCAUUCCGCAGCAAGUGGUGGGUCUGGAACAAAAUAUUUGAGGAAGUUCAGGUGAUCAUUAAACAGAUCCAGACAUAUUUGGAAAGAAUAAGAGAAGGGAAAGCAGCCAGUAUUGCUGAUUUAUGUAUCACACCCCAAGAGCUGCAGUCUCGGCUGGGAGAGUUUGGACAAUAUUGUCCUGUCAGCCUCGCAAAAAAGGGUGAACUGGUUGACUGCUCUGUAACCUCAUCAUUGCAGUCUGCAGCAGAGUUUCGAGGACACUAUUACAAAAUGGCUUCACAGGCGGAAUUGAAUGAAUUCUUGAAUGCACCAGAGUUGUAUGUGCCACCAUUAGCACCUCAUCCUCUUCCCUCACCAGAUAUGCUACCAAAGAAACUGACAAUGGCAGAAGUGAAGGCCUUAUUCCCUAAAAAGGCUGAAAUGCAAGGAUACUGUCCAGUCACUUACCUAGAUGGAAAACAAAGAUACGAAGCCUUGGUACCUGGCACCAUUGAGUAUGCUGUGGAAUAUCGAGAUAAGCUAUAUAUUUUUGAAAGUGAAGAAAAACUCCAGAAGUUUAUGAGGUUACCAGAAAAGUACUGGAAUCAGAAGCUUCCACAUAAACUCCCUCCGAUAAAGGAACCAGUUCUACUUACUGCUCUUCCCCUGACUGGAUAUCUUGAACAGGGGAUAGCAACUGCUCUAAUAAAAGCUAUGAAUGAAGUGGGCUGUUUAAAGCCAAAGUUUCCGUUCUUAAGUGUAAAAAAAACUGCUCUGCUGUUUGUGGCCUAUCAUUUAAAAGCUUACAACCCCAGGAGCUCAGAAUAUGUACGAAAAAAGUACAAGAGGAAACUGGAGCAGUUCAUAGAUCACUGUGACCUCAUCCCCUAUUUGGGUACCAAAAUGACGCGUAAAUACAAAGAACCUCAAAAUAGACCUAUUGACUUUGAUCACAAAUUACGGAUGUUUUUGUGUCUUAAAGAUGUAGAUCCAACCUCUGGUUAG
Molecule: messenger RNA, 5898 nt
Organism: Emys orbicularis (European pond turtle)
Lineage: Eukaryota; Metazoa; Chordata; Testudines; Emydidae
Gene: AK9
Product: adenylate kinase 9
Exons: 42
Coding region: 1-5898 (1965 amino acids)
Biological process (GO): nucleobase-containing compound metabolic process
Cellular component (GO): cytoplasm
Molecular function (GO): AMP kinase activity; ATP hydrolysis activity; ATP binding
Source: RefSeq, a predicted model, not a curated record